GCUAUUGUGGACGGAGGAGCUGUCACUGACACGGAAGCUGCCUCCUGUAGGGAGAGAUGGCACUUGCUGCAGCUAGGGGGAGCUCCAGAGCACAGCUCCUCUUCUAGCCAGCCGAGGGAAGCUCUCUGCUCCGUCAGCCUGAUGAUGAAAGCCAAAGACAGAUGAAUCCCGCCCUGCCCGUUUUUGUGCGCCCUACCGACCCGCCGUUUUCUGCCUGCCGUACCCCGCCACGCCGCCGGACCCAGCCGUGCGCCGCCGGACCCGAAAACCAUCAACAUAAUGGCACAAGGUCGGAACAAGACACCUGGAGACAUUCUGUAUGAGGCUCUGGCAGAUCAGACACAAUAUGACUUCAAGAGAUUUAAGGACAAGCUGUCUGAUUUCUCCUAUGAAGGGAGAGGCCCGAUCCCAUGUGGGCAUCUGGAGAAGGCAGAUUAUGUUACCGCAAAAAAUGUUCUCAUAGAUAUUUAUGGAGAGGAGAAAGCUCUGGAUGUGACCAUACAGGUCUUCAAGCUGAUAAAUCUUAUGGGUCCUGCAGAGGAUCUCCAGCACCAAGUGACACAACAUGGUAAAUCACAGAAGAUGUCUACAAAUGUUACACUUGAAGAUUGCAGAUUGAGAUACAUGGAUCAGAUGAGAAGGAAAUUCCAUGUUAUUAAACAUCAUGAUAAAAGAUUAGGUAAAGGUCUGAAUAUGAAGAAAGACUACACCAGUCUUCUACUGAUCAAGAAUCAUCGGGAUGAAGGGGAGAGACUACAUGAGAUAAUAUCUUCAGGCCAGAGGCAUCUACAGAUUAUGGAGGACAGAUCAUCAGAUAAAUAUUCCCCAACCACUGUACAAGCUCUGUUUGAUCCGGAUAAUGAUGGGUCUAUUCCCAAGACUGUGGUGCUACAGGGACCUGCUGGGAUAGGAAAGACUAUGACAUCCCAGAAGAUCAUGAUGGACUGUGCCUCCGGGGAUCUGUAUAAUGACAAAUUUCAGUUUGUGUUCUACAUAAGUUGUAGAGAAGUGAACACCAUCACUGGUAAUAUAAGCCUAGCUAGAUAUCUAUCCAGCUUUUGUGGACUGACCUGUUCAUCUGAUCUAUUCCAAUCAAUCUUCCUAAACUCUGAAAAAAUACUUUUUAUUAUUGAUGGUUUGGAUGAAUUGAAAUGGUCAUCAAUGAAUGAUACAAAGGUUUGUGUUGACCCAUUUCAGGAGCUCUCAAAAGAAAUCUUUCUAAUGAGUUUGUGUAAGAAAACACUGCUCAGUGACAGCUCAUUAAUCAUCACCACAAGACCACGCUCAUUAAUGAAGUUGAUGGAUUUUGCUGAAUGUCUUCGAUAUGUGGAGAUUCUGGGGUUUACAGGGAAAGACCGCCAGGAAUAUUUCUAUAAUUUCUUUGAAACAAAAGAACAAGCAGACCUGGCUCUCAGUGCAAUAAAGGACAAUGACAUACUGUACACCAUGUGUACUGUCCCUAUAAUAUGCUGGAUUAUAUGUACAGUUAUGAAACCACUACUUAAAGAGGAAUUAUCUGUGAUUGAUUGCAAGACAUCCACAUCCAUUUACCUGUUGUACCUAAAGAAUUUAAUAAGGUAUCAUGGAAGGGACUCUGACCAGUCUAUAAGCACAUGUAUACAGAAGCUGUGUGCUCUAGCAAAUGAAGGAGUUUGGGACCAGAGAAUUAUAUUUGAAGAAUCAGAUCUUGUAAGACAUGGACUCUCUGUGUCAGAGGUGGAGUCUGUGUUUCUGAAUGAGAACAUCUUCCAAAGGGAGACAGACACCUGCACCUGCUACAGCUUCAUCCAUCUGAGUGUGCAGGAGUUCUUUGCUGCUCUCUACUAUAUCCUGGAUGAUACAUAUGUAAAACAAUCUUUUCUCAACUUCCUGACUGGAAAUAAGAAGAAUGUACUGAAAAGUAAUAAAGUGAAACAUUUACUGGAGGCAUCAGAAGACCGGCCACAUCUAACAUUAACUGUAAGAUUCUUAUUUGGUCUUUCAAGUGAAAAACAAAUUCAGGAGACUCAGAGAACCAUUGGUUGUCCCGUUUCCUUCGGGGAAAAACCUGUCUUGGAGGAAUGGUUGAUGAGAAAAUCAUUAUAUUGCAGUAAUGAGGUACUCUUCUGCCUGUACGAGACACAGGAUGAUGAUUAUGUAGAGAAAAUGAUGUCUCCAUUUCUUAAUGUGGAAAUUAAAGGUCUUUAUAAUAAAAAAGGGAACCAGGAGAACAUUGGUUACCGAGCUGUGGCCUACUGCUUGGAGAGAAGCACAGUACAACAUACUGUUACAUUUGAUGCCUAUAUAAUAGGACCAAAGGCUCGGAGGGUACUAUCUAAAGCACUUUCUAAGUGUUCACAACUUCGGUUCGUGAGAUGCAGGUUUCCUGUUACAGAGGACAUGACUGAGGCUGGAUCCAGUUUAUCUGGACUAUUUGGACAGUGUCAGAUGGAGGAACUACAGUUAUGGAUCUGUGGUCUGACCUCCUCCUGCUGUGAUGAUCUCCGCUCUGUGAUUACUACAAACCGCUCUCUGACCAAACUGGAGCUGAUAGAAUACAAGCUGGGGGACUCUGGAAUAAAACUUCUGUGUGAGGGACUGAGACACCCAGCCUGUACCCUACAGGAUCUUAAGUUAUUGGACUGUAGUCUGACCUCCUCCUGCUGUAAAGAUCUCCGUUCUGUUAUUGCUACAAACCGCUCUCUGAUCAGACUGGACUUGACAUGGAAUGCUCUGGAGGACUCUGGAAUAAAGCUUCUGUGUAAGGGACUGAGACAUCCGGCCUGUACCCUACAGGAUCUGAGGUUACAUAGCUGUGGUCUGACCUCCUCCUGCUGUGCUGCUCUACGCUCUGUUAUUACUACAAACCGCUCUCUGACCAGACUGAACCUGUCAGACAAUGCCCUGAGGGACUCUGGGAAUAAACUUCUGUGUGAGGGACUGAGACACCCGGGUUGUGCCCUGCAGGAUCUUAAUUUGAAUAGCUGUGGUCUGACCUCCUCCUGCUGUGAUGAUCUCCGAUCUGUUUUCGCUACAAACCAUUCUCUGACCACAUUAAACCUGUCAGACAAUGCUCUGGGGGACUCUGGAAUAAAACAUCUGUUUGACGGACUGAGAUUCCCAGCCUGUGCCCUACAGGAACUUAGUUUAUCUAGAUGUGGUCUGACCUCCUCCUGCUGUGAUGAUCUCCGCUCUGCUCUUACUACACUCCGCUGUCUGAUCACACUGGUCCUGUCAUACAAUGCUCUGGAGGACUCUGGCAUAAAACUUCUGUGUGAGGGACUGAGACACCCGGUCUGCACCCUACAACAUCUCAUGUUAUGGGAAUGCGGUCUGACCUCCUCCUGCUGUGAUGAUCUCCGCUCUGUUCUUACUACACUCCGCUCUCUGACCAGACUGGACCUGUCAGUGAAUGCUCUGGGGGACUCUGGAAUAAAGCUUCUGUGUGAGGGACUUAGACAUCCAGACUGUGCCCUGCAGGGUCUUACGUUACAGUUCUGUCGUCUGACCUCCUCCUGCUGUGAUGAUCUCCGCUCUGUUCUUACUACAAACCGCUCUCUGACCAGACUGGACCUUAUAGGGAAUACUCUGGGGGACUCUGGAAUAAAACUUCAGGAGUGUGUAAAGCCGCCUCUGCAGCUUCACAUGUAAAAUGAUUGUGUUACAUCCACAAGAUUGUGUUAUAUUCAAAACUGCAUUUACAUUUGUACUGAAUGGAGAUGAUUCAGAGUUGUGUAAGUGGGCUGCAUUGGCCCCCCGAGAUAACUGUGAGUGUCGGCCUGUCCUCAUUGAUGGGUCUUCCUCUGUGGCUGCAUCACUUACCCAUCUGCUUGCAUUGGGUGUUCCUGAGUGGUGACUAGGAGGUGUCUAUGUGAAUGCAUGGAGAUGUUAUGGUAGUGUCUAUGGCAUGUCACUGAGGUGGCUGCAGACUCAGACACAUAAUCGCUCACACUGGAGGCCACGCUCUGAUUGAGCAUCUGCUCAUAGCAGGGGGCUGGUACAAGCUUCGACGAUGCACCCAAUGGUGGCGUCUACAGAUGCUCAGAGUGGGCGUCUCAGUUAUUGCACAGUCAGACUCCUGGGAAGGGGCCCUGGCUGUACCCCAGGGAAGGGCUCAUGGUGGCUAUCUGCAUGUGAUUCAGAAUCAGCCCCAAUGUGAGUGACCUCCUGUAUAACAUGGGACACUGCAGCUAUUUAUAUACAAUGGACUUUAACAGAUGGGAAAAUAUGUUAUUCUCUCUUAGCGGUGAAUGAGAGUUUCUGGAUUUGUUUUAUACAAUUUUAAACGUUAUAUAAAAAAACUCUUCUGUGUGUUUUUUUUUAACUUAUUCUCACUGUAUAUAAUAUAUUGGCAAGGGGUCCAUAGUGCUGGGAUCAGUGGGGGUGGGGACAUAGUGCACAUGUGCAGAAAGGGUCCUGCAUCCCACUAUACAAUAAAUCCCAGCAACAUGCCCCCCAAGAUGGCAGCUGAGUACACCCUCAUGAGCACCACCGCUUACUGUACAUAACACAAUACAAAAUAUGAGCGGCCCCUUGGAUAGGAUGUAUAUGUCCUAUCCAACUACUCUGGUAUUCUUGCUGUUGGAAUAAACGCUUUUCCUGGGAAACAAGAUGAAACAACUAAACAUUUGAUUAAUCCAUAAUAAAUCACACCACAAUCAUAGGGAAGAUUCCUUAUCUUAACUCAACCAAUCACAGUGAGAUGCGUGCACAUAAAGGUAUCUUUCGGGAACUUCAAACUGUCAUUGCUAUCAGAUCUCAAUCAGCCAUGGACCAAUGUACAUUCCUUUCGGGUAUCGACUCACCUGGGAAUAGGUAAACAUGUUCCUUAACAGGUUUCUUUAACACUGGGCUAGGACUCAUCUACCAGCCAAUCCUCAUACAGGUGUGCAUGCACAAAAAUAAUAACAAUAGAGAGGAAUUAUUUCUCCGAAUGGGUGGGUUUAUUCCAGCAUCCAAAUAAAAAAAGUUACAAAUUUCCAAUCACAAAAUGUAUUCCAGAUAUGACUAGGACAAACUAAAAACAAUAAAAAAAAUGGACCUCCAAUGAGCAUAUGGACUCACUGAACAAACUAAGACCUUUUCAUCCAGAAUGAGCAGGAGCAGGAAUGUUCUUGUGAAUGAAUAUAAUGCAAGGGCACUGUCAGAGAGAGUCCAUAAUCACCACCAAUGCAUUUCUGAUCUAUAUGGUCCUUCCAUAGGUUGUAUAUGGGUUCUCACCAAGUACAGAUUUAUGUACCCCUGCCUGUAUCACAUGACUAAGGGAGGAAUUACUAAACAAACUAAAACCUGGCAAAACAUAAACAACAUAUGUUUCUAUCCUAUGUUAUACUUGUUAAUCUAAAGCCACCUAUAUAUUCAUUCAUUAUUAAAAUAUAUUAAAAACAAACUAACAUCAUGAUUACAUAAAAUACAUUAAAAAAAAAUUUGAUAUUAAACAAAAUCGAGUCAAUGAUUUCCACUCUGUCCAUAAGGGUAUGGCACCAAAGUAAUUCCAACUAGGGAGGCCAAUCCCGAGCCGUUUUUUCAAUCCGGGGAUUCGGGAUUGAAAAACGGUCAAUCCCGGGAUUCCCAGGAUCCCGGGAUUGCAGUAGGGAUCAGUGAAGGUUGU
Molecule: messenger RNA, 5590 nt
Organism: Pseudophryne corroboree (corroboree frog)
Lineage: Eukaryota; Metazoa; Chordata; Amphibia; Anura; Myobatrachidae
Product: NACHT, LRR and PYD domains-containing protein 3-like
Exons: 13
Coding region: 280-3630 (1116 amino acids)
Cellular component (GO): cytoplasm
Molecular function (GO): protein binding
Source: RefSeq, a predicted model, not a curated record